Messenger RNA from Rattus norvegicus (Norway rat), 9577 nucleotides. RefSeq names its product interleukin 20 receptor subunit beta (gene Il20rb). The record is from RefSeq and is a predicted model, not a curated record. Lineage: Eukaryota; Metazoa; Chordata; Mammalia; Rodentia; Muridae.
UAUGUAUGUGUGCAAGCUUUGCAACAAAAAGAAAAGCUUUAAAUGCCCUGUGUCUUAUUUGGUCAUAAAUCUUAGGGUGUGAGUUACAUACCUCCAUGACAUGUAUUGCACACACCCACCAUCCAUGUCAGUGUGUGCACCUAAGACUAGUAAAGCUGUUUUACAGACAUCAUUGAGCAGAAUACAAAAUACCCAGCCAAGUGUUAAAAGCCUGUAGUUUUGGCUGCUCGAGAGGCUGAGGCAGGAGGAUUAUGAAGUAUGCCUGGGUCUUUUAUCAAGACACUGCCUGAAAAAAGAGUUGGGAUUGUGGUUCUGUAGGGGAGCAUGCUGGAAGCCUGGAUGCUAUCCCAAGCAACCACCAAACAAAGGGGAACCAAGCACAUUGCCAGAGUAGAAAAGCCUCGCAGUGAGCAACCUAGGUUCUUAGAGUACUGCAUGAGAAUCAUCAUUUAAUGGUCUGCCAUUGUAGUCUACAGGCUGCAACCGAGAAUUAGGAAAAGGCAUUUUUUCCUCAUACACCCCAUCCCUUGUCAAAAAGUGUAGAUUUUUACCUGCUAAUGAUGUAGCCAAAUAUAGAAGUAUUGUUCAACUUACGUAGGAUUCAACUUGACUGCUCUUAAAACGGGAGAUUUCAGAUAACAUUGUAAUUUACAGUUUCCUUUAAAAAUCUGCUGACGAUAUGAGUUGAUUUCCCAAGUUAGUAAUCAGAUUGCAGCCUGAAGUGGAUGGCACCAGAAUGUACACGUGAAAGACAUUCCGGUAGAAUAAUAACGUCUUUCCCAACUCAGCCCAUAAUUUAUAGCUAUAUUGAUUUAUCAUUUCUCCCUAUUUUUCCUAUUGCAUAUAGAGUUUUUGGCCUUGAAUAUGAAGUUGCCAUUUCUCAGAAAGAGUUCCUAUGUCCAAAUCAGUGAAUUUGGAGUAUAUAUAGCAUUCCAGCUUUUACUUUUUAAUUUUAAUAUUACAAGACAAGAAACCUUUGUAUGGUUUCCUUAACUGUUUUCUAGGUUUUUACAUCGUCGUCACUCCUUGAAUUUUGUUCAGUAUAAAACUAUCAUUUUCUGAAUCAUAUCCAGAGUCUUGAAAAACAGAUAACUGAUUAUGCUAGUUCUGUUAGGGUUCAUCAAAUCUAUAUUCUAAACACUGCAGACGGCAAAACAAGCCUAGUCCACACCUUCAUUUCUUGCUGUUACAUGUGUGUUUCUAGUUUACUUACAGUGUGUGGUUUGCCUAGACUUGUUGAAUGAAAUAGGAAAUUAACUGCGCUUGCUGAGUUGUAAAGAGGAAGGGUUUGCUUAUCAUUGGGUGUAUACACAGAUGGGUUUUAAACCAAAGUAAGAAUUUUUUUUUUUUUCUGGCCAAGACACUGAUUUCUGUCAAUUUCAGAACUGGCGUGAUGCCUCCAGUAGCCUAGCAGGAACAAACUAGCUGAUACGGUCAUUUCUCUCUGUAGUGCUAGACAGUAGAACAGGUGCCUUGUGCACGCUAGGAAAGUGUUCGACCAACUCUGACUUUAAAUGAUUUCACUCAGAUUACAUGAGUUUACAGCACAGCGAAAGCUGGUCUCACUGCAGAAGUUUUCUCUCAUACCUCAUUGAUGAACGGAAAAACAACAUUUUGAAGUAGUGAUCUAAGAAGGUAUCUAGGAAGAAAAGAUUGGUUUUUUUGUUUUUGUUUUUGUUUUUUUUUUCUUUUCUUUUUUUCGGAACUGGGGACCGAACCCAGGGCCUUGCGCUUGCUAGGCAAGCGCUCUACCACUGAGCUAAAUCCCCAACCCCGAAAAGAUUGUUUUAAACCAACUUUUGGGCUUGGAGAUAUCUGUGAACCAGCAGGUAUCUAUCGCUGAAAAAUUGUUGAGACAAAAAAAGAUGGAUUCCAGAUAGAGACUAGGUGUCUAAUAUAGGCUAACUACAAAAGUAGUUGGGGCGAUUUUGAACACUUACAGAGGACAGCUAGUAACUUCUGAGUAAGCAUGGCUUCUCUAGAGCAAUGCCAUCGAAUGUAGUAUGUGUUCUAAGCUGCAGACAGAGGGGUAUUAUGCAGAACAAAUAGUGAUUUCCUCGAUUGGUUUUAAGAUUAAAAUUCUAGUAUUGAACUGUUGCUAUAGUUUGAUCUUGCAUGUUCCCCAAAGUCCUGUGUUAAAUUCUUGGUUCCCAUCUCUAGCACUUUGGGAAGGUGGUGGAGCCUUAAGGAGGUGGACUCUCUUCUCUCUCUCUCUCUCUCUCUCUCUCUCUCUCUCUCUCUCUCUCUCCCCCCCCUCCCUCCCCUCCCUCCCCCUCUCUCCCAUUCCUCAUCUUGCCCUAAAACAGUUCUACCCUUUAAGUUGAUGCUCAGGUGAGGCUGUAUUCACCCAGCAGCACAAUGAGAACAAAAACAAAGCUUUUGUGAAAUUUGUAUUCUAGCGCUGUAAAGCCUAAGUGGAGAAGACAGUGGUCGAGGCUGGAGUACAAGAUAACGGAAGGUGGAAGAGAGCCUUUGGUAGAAGCUCUUAGAUGUUGUGGGCUCCACUUAGGGCCAACAAGCAAUUGAAAAGCUGUAGCCAAAAGCAUUAGACUGUCAUGUAAAUGUUCACUUAUAAAGCAUUGUUUCUGGUUCCCAGAGUUUAGUUUAGUUUUGUUUUGUUUUUCUUUUUUUCGGAGCUGGGGACCGAACGCAGGGCCUUGCGGUUGCUAGGCAAGCGCUCUACCACUGAGCCAAAUCCCCAACCCCAAGUUCCCAGAGUUUUAAAGUGGUAUUUGUUCCAUCAAAUAAUGGAGCUUUUAACUAAGGGGCUGUCCAAAAUAAAACCUGAGUCUCCAGCUUAAUAGGAGUUACUGGGUAAUGUUUGCUAGAAACUAGACUACAGAAAGAUGACAGUGUUGGAGUUUUAAAGGUUCUAACCCAUUAAUUCCAAGAGAUUAAUUUCUUGAAGACCGUCAGUAAAUUGAAAUGACUUUGUUCAAAGGGAGAGUUUUUGGAUUUUGCUUGGUUUAUUUUUUUAUUUUUUAACUCUUUAAAAUGUGUAUGAAUAUUUUGCCUGCAUGUGUGUCAGUGUCCUUGGAGGGAGAACCAGGGCAUCGGAUUCCUGAGAACUGGAAAAGGUUGUGAGCCACCAUUGGGCUGGGGUGGGGAUGGGGGUGGGGGGAAGGUGGAAAUUGAAGAGCAGCUGAUUAACACUGAACCAUUUCUCCAGCCGCACAGAGGAAGUUUAAAAGGCAGGCACGAGAUCUGAAAACUGGAGUCUGGCAAUAUAGAGAUCAAGCUGCCGUGGAGACGUGGUGGAUACAAAAGGGUCCUAAGUUCCCUGUGUGACUUCCAGGAGACAGAAAUGAGAGCUAAAUGUCAGAUAUGCUUAAACACAGUAUUUCGAGAUCUUGUUGUGAUGCAAGCAGGGAAGGGAAAAGACGAUUACAGAAAGAGAGUAAAGUAAUUCUCUAUUUGCCCUGUGCCUGAACUGUUUUGAGAGAGUGAAGAGUGAACCUUGGAUUGGGGGUGGAAAAAAUGGCCAUCAAAUUUUUCCUUCUGCCUCACCCCCUCUCUACCUUUACAUAAAGCCCUUGUUUUUCCUAACAAAAUUAAAUACUAAAGAUUUAAGUAGCAAGGAGGAGGUAAGUGCUAUUUUUAGACUACCCACUUAUCCACCUCAACAGUUCAUCUUCAAACCUGAAUGAAUGGUCCUCCAAUUACGGAGAAAAUUAAUCCAGAAAUGCAGACAACAGGGCUGGGAUGUAGAUCAGAUGGUAGAAUGGUGCCUAGCAUGCACAAGCCUCUGGGAUUGAUUUCCAGUGCCAUCUAAACCGUGCAUGUUGAUGUCUACCAGUCCCAGCACUUUGGGAAUGGGGGCAAGAAGACCAGCAAAUGAAGAUCAUCCAUGAAUUCAGCUACAUAGUUUGAGACCAGGCUUGGCUCCUUGAGACCUUGUGUCAACAAAAAAACCCUUGGAGGCAACAGGAUAAAGGAUAGUUUGGGCAUGUUGCAUAGAUAAGCAUCACAACUGGCCGAUAAGAUAGUAUAGGAAGGAAGUUGACAAAACAGAAGAGAAGCAAGCAAGAGCCCAGCCAGGAGUAUCCGGGAGAGUUGGACAAAUGAGCAUAGCCAUCCAGAAGCCCUCACCUAGUGUGGCGGCCCAGGCAGAGGCAUAUCUGACUUUCUUACUGGGUGGUGUCCGGGCUUGAGAAAGAUUAAUUCAAAAGCUACGAUAGGCUAAUGACAUUACCCCUCUCUGCCCUGUAUGUGUGAGCUGAGUUUGGGAUUGAUUCUCCCUGUAGUUGCUUGUGAGAUUGGCAGAUGCCAGUCAGGGCAAUAAUGCUUGGUUGGCUAAUCUUGGUAUAGACUCAUGCCAAGCAGAACUAACCAUUUUAUGAUCCUAUGACUUGGUGGCGGCGGCGGCUGCGGCUCAGCCAUGUGAGUCUUAACUCUUGAUUGCAUGAGUUCUGUCUACAUUUCCUCUUUUGACCUUUGAUUCACUAAGUAUUGUCAGUGUUUCCAUCUCAAACUUGGCUCAAGUUGCUCUAUGUGAAUGGCUGAGUCAUGAACUCAUCCAAUGCCGCCUUUUCAAACGCAGGUGGGUAUAUUCCAUUUUGAGACCCACUUCCUGCUUAUUCUCUAAGCCUUUAUUAAUUUCACGGCUCACGCUCCUUUUAGUGUUAAUUGGGAAGCAGCUAAUGAAAAGAGUUGGGCAUAUUCCUGCCGGAUUUCCUGCCCCCAUUCUUGAUUCCUGCAACUAUUUUGUUAGACAUUUCUUUGUAAAUGAGAAAAAAAAAAAUAAGGCUGAUGGAAUCGUUUUCUUCCUCUGCAUCAAAUGGUCAUUAGUUUUUCCAUUUACUCUUCAGCCCACAAUGAUCUAGGUUCUGAUCCAAGGCUUCCACAGGAACUCCUCUUGCUGGGAUGACAAUGACUUUCCAGUUGUUACAUCCAGGGAACAUUUUUUAAUGAUUAACUCACAGAGGACUCUCUUCUGCACUCUGCCUCAACAAUCACAGCCUGCCUCAUUGUUUUCAGAACUGUAGUCGUCUAUACUGGAUCCUCUUCUCUGAGCUGCCCUCCCACCCCACCCCUGUCUUUCUGUUUCAUGUUCUUAUCCUGGUAUGUAUGUAUGUAUGUAUGUAUGUAUGUAUGUAUGUAUGUAUGUAUGUAUUCACACCCUCCUUAAUGGACAUGUUCUUUGCACAGGCUCUCUCCAUAGGCAGGAGAAAAGUUUCCCUUUCUUGACAUCAAUUUGAGGUAGAUUAUUUGCAUAGCGGGGAAUGUGACUGCUCACAUAAAUGCUUCAAAUCUAAGUAUAUAAGGCUAAGCACAAGCAGCCUUUUCCCACAGACCCCCUAAUCCUGCCUGUCUUGUCCUUGCCUUACUCUCUUCCUUUCUCUCCAUUGCUGUCUAUCCAGUUAUCCAAACCAGAACUGGAAAGUCCUGUUUGGCUCCUCUUCCUGGCCCCUCCCAACCCAUGCAAUAUGUAGGAAUUAUUAUUCUGCAUCUUGAGGUUUUGGGUUUGUUUUCUUGUUUUGUUUUUUUUUUUUUUUCUCACAGAUCUGGGAAAUCUAGAGUUAGGCUGACAGUAUCUCUCACCUGGAUUCCUGACAGAGUCCCCUCAAGUCUGCCCCUUCCUUGUUUUCUCAGAAACCUUUUAAGGCUUAAAUGCAGAGUAUGCCACGAUCAGAUAUGAGUUUAAAACUCUGCCCUUGGUAUUCACUGCUCUCAGGAGAUACUGGAAUCUCAGAAAACACUGAAAGCUCUCCAGACCUUGCUUCUGUGUGCCUCACCAUGUCUUUUCAUCCCAUCCUUGAUCGAUACCUGUAUAAAACUUAAGUGGCUAAGUUCAAUACCCCAUACCCGUCUCCUCUUCAGGAAGCCUUCUAUGAUCCCGUAGAGUAGAUUGGGAGUUUCUCUUUAGUACUCCAGUACCCAUGAUGGUUCCUUCACUGUACUCAAUAUUGUCCCAUGACUAUGCACCUUCAUCAGUUGGGAAAGGAUAAGAACUGCGAAUUCCAAGAUUUUACACAUAGUAAACUCCUAGUGAACUUGUUGAAUGAAUCAAUGACUGUCCCAAAAUUAUCAUGCAAGUAAGUUACAAAACUGGAACCAGAAAAUAUCCUAUUAAAAAUAUUAAAAAAAAGAAUAAAUGUGGGCUGGAGAGAUGGCUCAGUGGUUAAGAGCACUGACUACUCUUCCAGAGGUCCUGAGUUCAAUUCCCAGCAACCACAUGGUGGCUCACAAUUAUCUGUAAUGGGAUGCUCUCUUCUGAAGUGUCUGAAGAGAACUACAGUGUACAUAUAAAUAAAAUAAAUCUUAAAAAUAAAUGUUUAUUCUCAAACUAGUGUUCAUUUUACCAUUAUAAUUUGCACAUUGCUUUUUUUUUUUUUUAAGUCCUCAAGGAAUUGAAGUUUAAGGGGCCAAUUUCUAUUACAGGAUUCCUCUUCAAAGUUUUAAAAUUAUUUUUGAUUUUCAGUAGUGCAUGCUCAGGACUUUAAUUUUAAAGGAUACGUGUUCACACUUUUAAUUUCCAUUUGCUAUUUCUUCUACAUCAGGAUGUCAAUCUUGUUAUUACAGCCUAGAUUUUCUUUUUGCAGAUGUGUAAAUAUAAAGUGACUGUUCUUUUACCUUUUGACUUGUAUAAUGGUAUUUCAAAUGGAGGCCACAGGGCUGAGUCGUAGCUCAGUGGCAGAGUGAUUGUGUAGCCUGCCCAAAGCCCUGGAUUCAUCCCCUAGCACUGUAGAGUACAGCCAUGAUGGGAAUCAUUUAACUUCUUCCCCUUUCCAGAAGUAGGUAUUAGCAAACAGAGCUGAUUAGCACCAGCCUGAAUGAACAGCCAGAGAGGGUCUUGGCCGAGGAAGCCUCUUGAUGAGUAGGGACAAUAAUCUUGGCUGCUCACUGGUAAGUCCCAGGGCCCUCCACCACAGCCUGGAUGCCCAGAUGUCUCCCUCAGGCAGAUGGAGAUGUCUCAAGAUCCCCGGUUAUCAUUUCUCUGGAACUCUGACAGGCCACUCCCCUUGAUGCAAUAUCUGGGUUUGGGCAAAAAGGAGGGUGCUGUGAAGUCCGCCCAUUUUGAGCAUUUGGGCCAGCUCUCCUUUUCAGAGCGAGUCAAGCUUCAUUGCAACUCUGACCUCAGCACCAGCAUCUGCUUCCUGAAGCAAGAUGGUCAGCAUGGACAGAAAGCUUCAUUCUGGAAGAAAACAGUGUUUCAGGGCAAGCUGAGUUUGCCAGAGUUCCUCACCAAACAGGCCAGCACGAUGGUUUUCCAAGGAGUCUGGACAAGUCCGAUCAUGUGGUUUUUCUACAGCAUGACCUCAGGUUUUCUCACUGAUGGAGCGACCAUUCUGCCUGCCCCACAAAACUUCUCUGUACGGUCAACCAACAUGAAGCAUCUGUUGAUGUGGAACCCAGUGACCCAGCCGGGGGAGACGGUAUUCUAUUUUGUGCAGUACCAGGGGGAGUACGAGAGCCUGUACAUGAGUCACAUCUGGAUCCCCAGCAGCCAGUGCUCACCUACCAAAGGUCUGGAGUGCGAUGUCACUGAUGACGUCACUGCCACAGUGCCAUAUAACUUCAGGGUCAUGGCCAUGCUGGGUUCGCAAUCUUCAGCCUGGAGCAACCUGGAGCACCCCUUUAAUCGGAAUGCAACUGUUCUCACCCCACCCAGGAUGGAGGUCACUGAACAUGGGCUGCAUCUGGUUGUUGAGCUGGAAGACCUGGGGCCCCAGUUUGAAUUCCUUGUGGUCUACUGGAGGAUGGAGCCCGGUGCCGUGGUGAGGCUUCCCACUCACCCUGCCCGGCCUUUGAGUCAAGCCUUAGAGAAGGCGCACGGCUUUCCAGGGGAACGUGUCAAGGUGGUGAGGAGUGGGGACAUUCCGGUGCACCUAGAAACCAUGGAUCCAGGGGUCAUGUACUGCGUGAAGGCGCAGGCGCUGGUGAAAACCAUCGGGAGGCACAGUGCCUUCAGCCAGCCUACGUGUGUGGAGAUGCAAGGAGAGUCUCUUCCGCUGGCACUGGCUCUGUUUGCAUUUGUUGGCUUCGUGCUGAUUCUUGUGGUUGCACUGCUCUCCGUCUGGAAGAUGGGCCAGCUGCUCCGCUAUUCUUGCUGCCCCGCUGUUGUCCUUCCUGACACCUUGAAAGUAACCAGCUCAUCCCAGAAGCUGAUCCGCUGCAGAAAGGAGGAGGUGGAUGCCUGUGCCGUGACCGUGCUGUCCUCGGAGCAUCUCUUUGGGGUCUGGAUCUCGCAGACUUGAGAAGCACUUGAUGGGUUAACAGCCUGGUCUGCAGGACCCAGAACCCUGGAUGGGGAGGGCUGUGUCUCUGUUUUCUCUGUGGAUAAAAGACAAGAGAGGUAACAGGAGCCUGCAGUGUGCCUGACUAGUAGCCACCAUCAGAUGCAACGUGGCGCGACUCAACCAAGAGUGACAGAAAUAGUCUGGAGAAGUGAUCCCCAGACCCACAGUCACCAUAUGCUCACUGAAUAACAGUGGAGAAAAUGGCUUCGUCCCUGCGGGACCCCGCUUUGUCACUGUAGUGGGGGCUAAGGAGACUGUUAAAAUGGUCUCUCCCCUCAUCUCUGUAUGCAUCCAAACCAGCACCUGCAGGUUGGCAAGGAGACUCGUGGCACUGUGCAGGACGGUGAGCUCCGAUCUUGGACGGUGGGGUAUACGUGAGCACUAAAAACGAUGGGUACUCAUCUGGACGCAUAAUCUUGGCAUUUAGGAGGAGCAGGAGAGAAAAUCGAGAGUUUGAGGCAGCCUGAACAACAUAUCGAAACCCCAUCUCAAGUAAACAACUGAACAGCCAAGAGUAAUAAAACUUUUAUCGAACCAGACGCAGACCUGUUUACCAGAGGAAACCUGAGGAGGGAAGGAAGAAUGGGAGCUCCAUUUCACUUCAAGCCAAAUCCUGAAAUGGUAGAUGAGCAAGCUUUGCUGCGGGCGACAUUGAGGGAGGCCAUAGGCAUCCAUGAUGGGACACACAUGGAUGCUGCUGUGGGUUCAUGGAAUGUCAUCAGAUCCUAGGACCUUGUCCACGGUAAAUCCCACAGGCUCUCUUCCUAAGGACAGUUCAUUCAGGGUUUCUCAGCCCCUCCCAGAUGCUCACCAGGAACCCCUGACUAGAGAGAGGCAUUGCCAUUUCUUACUACCUCAGGCAGGGAGGUAGGGGUGGGGGACAGCUUGAGUCAGAGGAAGAAGAAGGAAGGGAAGUGGCUUCAUCUCUCCCUGCAGAAUCAGGCUCACCACCCCCUCCCAACUCUGGAAUCUAGAGCUGGUUUGUCUCUGCCCCAACUUCCUGUGUCUCUCCGGCCAGACAAGAGUAGAAACAGUGUAACCGCUUCAACCCUGUGUCUACCUUGGACUCCAGGAGAAAGGGCAGCUAUGUAGGGGUGUGCGCUGAGACGCCCUGCCUUUCUACCGUUUUUGUUUAUUUCUGCCUUGACUCUUUUGUGAAGUGAAUGUUAAUUUUGUAUUUCAACUAGUCUGGAAACAUAUGUGCUAUUUACAGAAUUAAAAUUUGCAUACUAACAUUGGCCCUCAUCUUUUCUCCCCUCUCUUCCCUGCCCCCUUACCCCAGGGACCUCGUCCCUCUGUUACCUAAGAUCAGAAUAAAGAAAUAACCCUGGCCUUCA